AAAAGACGUACAAAGCACGAAAAAUGUUAUUCUUUGCGAGAAACGGAUAAUAUAUUGCUUUAUAUGGUCAGAGAAUAGAUAAAAACCAUGGCUAGAAACAGUGAGAAGGCCAUGACCACCUUGGCCAGGUGGAGGGCUGCUCAUCUGGAAGACAAGACAAAAGAACAGGAAAGAAGGCCUUACCUUGCAACAGAAUGUGAUGACUUAAAGAAGGCUGAGAAAUGGAGGAGACAAAUCAUCGGGGAAAUUUCUAGGAAGAUGGCACAGAUUCAAAAUGCUGGUCUUGGAGAAUUCAAACUGAGAGAUCUGAACGAUGAAAUCAACAAACUUCUACGUGAAAAGGGUCACUGGGACGACCAGAUUAAGGCACUAGGUGGUCCCGAUUACAAGAGAGUUGGACCAAAGAUGCUGGACAAAGAAGGGAAAGAAGUCCCAGGAAACAAGGGAUACAAGUAUUUUGGUGCCACGCGAGAUCUCCCUGGGGUCAGGGAGUUGUUUGAACAAGAGCCUCCCCCACUUCUCAGAAAAACACGAGGCGAGCUGAUGAAAAAUAUAGAUGCUGAUUACUAUGGUUACAGAGAUGAGGAUGAUGGACGUAUUCUUCCCCUGGAACAGGAAAUGGAGAAAAAAGUAAUGGCUCAGAAAAUAAGAGAAUGGAAAGAAAAAAAGGAAGCCAUUGUCCGAGGGGAAACCCAGGAAGAAAAGGAAAUGGAAACGGAGGAGGAAGAACCUUUGUACCAGAGAGAGGAGUAUGUGGAUGAAGUGAUGGCAGAACCAGAGGAAGAGAAAUCAACAGAGGAAGAACAUUUCAUUGCUCAUGUACCUGUACCCUCCCAGAAAGAGAUUGAGGAGGCUCUUAUACAGAGAAAGAAGAUGGAGCUCUUACAGAAAUAUGUCAGUGAUGACCUUCAAGCAGAGGAGGAGGAGUCAAAGAAAAUGCUAGGCUUAUGAUUGGUGGACAAAAAAAGACUAUUAUUUCUAUUGGUUGAAUUGUCAACCAAACUCUGAAUUGUUUUCAAAUUGAAACCAUGCCAGGCAGCAGUAUAACAAAGUGUUUGUUUUUGACAAAUUUUAACCCUGACAAAAACUAAUUUGAAAAAUAUUCCACUGGUAAGGAAAACAAUUUAUUUCACCAUGUGUUUAAUAUAGUUCAUACUCUACAGUACCUGGCAAAAUUAAUGCAAUAGAGUGGGUUUAGAAGAAAGUCGUUUAUCACUGUACAUAUCAUCAAUCAGCAAAAUUGAAUGAAUAUACAUGUUCAUGUAAAACACACAUCUCAUUUUUCAUGCAGCUUUGUGAUGUGUGCAUUUAUAAUGUAUAUACAAUGCAUAUUUUUGUAUAACAAAAUCUUCAAAUAAAGUCUCAACUUUU
Saccostrea echinata is the source of this 1371-nucleotide messenger RNA. Its product is annotated as pre-mRNA-splicing factor ISY1 homolog. The coding region runs from base 88 to 951 and encodes 287 amino acids. Lineage: Eukaryota; Metazoa; Mollusca; Bivalvia; Ostreida; Ostreidae. The transcript is spliced from 10 exons. Gene Ontology annotation, cellular component: catalytic step 2 spliceosome; post-spliceosomal complex; Prp19 complex. The record is from RefSeq and is a predicted model, not a curated record. Gene Ontology annotation, biological process: generation of catalytic spliceosome for second transesterification step; mRNA 3'-splice site recognition.